This is a messenger RNA of Mercenaria mercenaria, 5197 nucleotides long. RefSeq names its product cartilage intermediate layer protein 1-like. The transcript has 8 exons. The record is from RefSeq and is a predicted model, not a curated record. Lineage: Eukaryota; Metazoa; Mollusca; Bivalvia; Venerida; Veneridae. Bases 203 to 3766 code for a protein of 1187 amino acids.
CAGUCUGUUACAUUAACAAGUAUGAAGGUGGAAUAAACAUAUAAAAUCAUUUUGCUGUAAUGAACUAUUUGUUUAAUUCGUUGAUCAUACUUAAUUGUUUAAUAUAUUGGUGUCCGAGUUAAAUAAAACAAGGAAGGUAAAUGAAUACCGGGCAAUAAUUCUCAUAGCAGUGUUGCUGUUUACGUACGAAAAAGGAAUAAUCAUGAUUGAAAGGGAGCGAAGCAUUGGUAUGAUUUCUAUGAGUGAUGUUUUAGUGAGGGAGAGAUCAUUUCAAAGUUUACCGGAAAGUGAGCGGAGCACUGAUACGAUUUCUGUGAGAGACGUUUUAGUGAGAGAGCAAUCGUUUCAAAGUUUACCGGAAGGAACUUUUCAAAAUGUUCCUCCGACUUAUGACAGACUCGACUACAAAACCAAAAGGAGUGAUUCUAUACAUACAUGUUCUACAGUUAGCAGUGCUACGCCACUUGUUGGAAUAAAGAAAUCUGUUAGACCAAAUUUGAAGAAGAUUAGUAUGGUUACAUUUAUAGUUGUUAGUAUUUGCACGAUUAUAGGUCUCAUCGUUGCCUUAGCUGUAUGUUCAAAUGGGAAAGAUAAGAAGGACAACAACAAUUGCCAAAAUAAUGGAAAAACUACAGCUUCACCUCUGUCAAUGCCAGAAGAGACCACAACACAAAUGACCACAUCGAAAGCAGAUACCGACACUACGAAGAUAACUGAACCAAUUGAAGCGACGUCAGUAGAGUCCGUAGAUACCUCUUCAUCGUCAGUAUCUACAACAACAUCCAGUUCCACUCAAGGCACAUGGCUGACAUGGGGUACAUGGACAGAGUGCAGUUCAACAUGUGGGAAUGGUAUUUACACCAGGUAUCGUGAAUGCAACAGACCUGACGACAAAAGCACAGAUUGCCAAGGACUUUAUGUUCAAACGGAGAUUUGUAUAGAUACUGUGUGCCAAGAAUAUGGAAACUGGGCAACAUGGUCGUCCUGGGAUACUUGUGACGCUACAUGUGAAGGGGGUACUCAGUCACGCACGAGAUCUUGUCUGAAAACUGAUGCAUCUGAUUUAGAUUGUAUUGGUGACAACACACAACAACAACAAUGUGCUAAAUGGGAAUGCCCAGACUGUUCGAAGGUUUGUUUUGAAGGAGAUCUAAGCCCAACUUGCGAAAUGUGUAUUUGUAACACGACUAGACAAGGUGUUGUGAUGACGACAGACAAUGAAGCAAUAUCAAACGCAACUGUGUUUGUAGAUUCGAAUCCCACCACUGUAAUUGCAUAUUCAGAAGAUUUUGGCUCAUUUUCUAGUGAAGUUGUUUGUGACGGAGCUUCAGUACAAGUUGAGAAACCUGGAUAUUCAUCACCGGUUUGUCAAAUCAGCUCUGCAAGAAUUACAUGCACUAUCGUGAAAAAUGAAAAACCAAUAUUUAUUGAACAUCCCCAGCCCAAAGCUAGACUUGUUGGAGAAAAUGUAACAUUGUGUUGUUCCGCAGAAGGUAUACCGGAUAUAAAGUAUUAUGAAUGGAUGAAAGGCUCCCUGUUAGUAGACGAUUCCUUCUAUCCUGAUGGAAAUAUGCUGCAUCUUACUGGCCUUACAACGUCUGAUUCUGGUGUGUACAGAUGCAGAGCCAACUCUGAUGCUGGAGGUAUGAUGUCAGAGGAAGCAAGUAUAAUUAUCAAAGGAACAGAAAGCGACUUUUGUGAUGAUGCAUUAGGGCAGAGACUGAUCCAUUUGCCAGAUGAUUGUGUGCAGCCAGAGUCUAUGACAGCAUCGAUCGAAACAGGCUUCUGUAACCGACAGCUCUGUCGGCAAAGUACUAGCUCUACAUCCAAUGAGUGUCGAGAGGAAAGCCAGAAUUGUUGCACGGUUGCAGAUUUUGAGCUGAAUACAGUCUAUUGUUCGGGAUAUAACUUGUCGGUCCUCAGUGUAAAAUCAUGUGGAUGCGGGCAUUGUAAUUUCAAUGCAGUUAGAAUUGUCGGUACGGUACUUAACUAUAGUACUAACGAAUACGUUCGAUUCGGACAAGUACACGUAAACGGUGUAUUUAGCACGUACACAAGCUCACGGGGAUCUUUUAAAGUGUCCGUUAACGAAGGGUAUGGGUCAGCCGUUAUUACAAUUAUCAGUAAUAACCAACACACAACACACGUUAUUGAUGUUUCAGAAGGGACGACGGGAACAAUUUACACAAACAUGUAUAUUGUUCCGGAAACAUGCAGUGUACAGAUAAAUGCAGGUGAAGACAAUAUCGUUGAUAUAGGUAACUGUCGGAAUGGAAUUAACACUGCUAAUACAAUCGCUGAAAUACACAUUCCAGCAAACUCUUUUAUAGACGAUUCCUUUAACGUUUUUAAUGGCAUCGUAAAUGUUAGUGUAACAUUUCUAAACGCGACAGAUAUUUCGGAUUUAGACAUCAUGCCAGGAUUGCUCUUAUCUGUUAAUGACGAUGGAGAAAAAGUUCCCAUUACAUCUUUUGGUGCGUUUCGUCUAUGGUUUUAUGAUUCCUUAACAUUAUUAUCUUUGAAACUUGGUAAAAACGUUAAUAUAUACCAUAAGGAAACUGAUCUUGAACAAAGUUUGUCUUUGUUUGGGUUACAAGAAGCCAGUGGAAUCUGGCACGAGAUAAGUGAUGAGACGCCUGUCGAGUUAAAUGAACCUGAUCUUAAGUCAUGGAUUAAUAUCGGUCAAUAUGUUAAUACCGCGAAAGAAUGUUUCUUCAACGUUCGCAUAUAUGAAGAUCCUUACCUUUUAUCUGAAGUAACAGUUAGCAAAUACCAGUUGUUUAUGCAAACCAUACACAUUCGUGGUUCGAAUUCUUAUAAAACCUAUGGUCACACUUUCAGUCCGAGUAGGACAUGUUUUAGAACGAUUUGCGAUGACAAUUUGGGAUUUAUUGAGGUCUGGAUAAGUAAUUUUGAGAAAGAGUCCGCAGAAUAUCUCAUGCCUGCAAAUCCUAUGGGAAAUGUUUCCGUAGGUCUAUCGUCCUCAAAACAACAAAACGUCGAGUAUUCAGUCGUUAAAGGUGAUCCCCAUUUGAGUUUAAAGUUUAUUAUAAGCUCUGAUGGGCCAUUUUUUGAAAGUCUGUAUACAUGUCUCUCGUCAACUAAAACGAAUAAUCACUUCAAAUUUUAUUUCCCAGACAAUGUGGAGGAUGUUUUCACUCUUAGACACUUUUUUGAUUUAAGUACUCAAAACAUUAGCGCAAUACAGGUAGUCAAUCAAAGAGUGUGGUAUCCCAAACGACAAGAGGGAUACCGUGUGUGUUUUGUCAAAGUAAGAUUUGAACACCAGACAGUUGAAAACAUUACGGUUCGAGUGAUUUCGUACGGGGGAACGAAUAAAGAUACAUCAAACGAGAUCUUAGGCAUCCGCCAAACGGAUCAAUCGAGCUUCAUAACGAAUUGCUUAGAAUAUAAAUGUAGUGGAACGAUCAACGAGGAAUUUUCCGAGGACGAUUUUGAUGACACCAAAAUAACUGUGGAAUAUUUGAGUUCUGGGACAAGCAAGUGUACCGUUCAAAGUUUUAGUCAGGAACUUAUCGACAAGUUUGCUGAUCUUAACCCUCCAAACGUAGGGGAAAAUACAUUUACAUUUUAUGCUCCGACUAGUUAUUCGCCCAGCCUUGGUAUUUAUUCAGCUAGUACCUCAAGCGAUGAUAUCGAAUCAGCAAGGAGCAGUGCUAAGAGGGAAUGUCGAUCUGGCAUUCCAAUGGACUUUUCUUCUGAUAAUCCUGACACAGGAACUGCCGUAGUAUUUUCUUGCGCUUGAUUUUAGUGAAAUGCCAUAACUUGUUAUGUCUGACUCUCUACUUCAACGUGGAUAGAUAUGUGGUUGAGAUCAAUUUACAUGUCCACUAUUAUGUUUUUUGAAAGGAAUGUAUAACAAAAUUGUUAUGGUUGAAACGUUUUCUUGUAAACAAUUUCGUACGUAUCUGUCUUUACUUAUAAUAUCUCGAACAUUUCUAUAAACCAACAGCAGUAUUCAUCGAUUAAAAGUGUUUAUUCACAUGUCAGAUAGAGAACUGACAAAUAACAAUCAGACUAAUGAAUAAAGGCGUUUAGUCUAAUUAUUGAAAUAUUUACAUGCUUAACGCAUUUUAAUUUCAAUUUUUUUUUUCAGCAUGAAUGUUUAACAGUUGUUUCUUCUUAUGCUUUUCUUCUGGCGAAUUUUUGUUUAAAGAAAGUCUGUUUACUUCGAAACAGUCUCCUGAAUUUAAAUGAUUUCCUGAAGAAAACGGACAAAUCUUACAUAAUGAAACAAUGUGGUUAAAUCGUCCCAAUUAAACUAAUAAUACGUAAAACAUUAUUACCAACCACGUUACGGCGCUUCCGGUCGCCUAGUACCUAAUUUUCAUGACAUUUUGAACAUUUAACGUUUAAUGAAGUUGUUCUUUGAAUAAAGAGCUGUUAGAAUAUAUUUCUGUUUUUUUUUUCUGGUAUUUUCUUAGGGCAAUCACUGCUUUAUUGUGUAAUUACGCUGGAAUGAAAUUUCUCUGUUUUGGCCAGGACGUAGGGAUGUUGUUGUUGGCCAUAUUAAUGACAGUUUUAUCCAAUAGUUCGGCCUGAAUUUUGCGUGUUGAUGAAGGUGCGAAAUCCUCGGAAAUUAGUCCCCAAGAGAAUAAAAUAUUUUUCCAGAAUUUUAAUUCAUACUUGGUAAUUGCAUCUAAUUCUACUUUUGAUUAUAUUUGAUGUACUAUGUAACCUCCAUUUAAUGGUAUUUAUCCGGUCAUUUUAAAGCGGGUUUAAACAUUCAAUUGACAUUAUUUUACUAUAAUUUUCAAAGUUUUAUAGACGGUUAUUCCUUUAGAGAAUCUAUAAACCUACACAUUGCUGAAGAAUUCAUAAAUCUAAAGCAAAUAAAUAAAUAAAUAGAUAAAUAAAUAAAUACAUAAAAUAACAAAAUUAAUCAUAGUGUUUAUGGGUUCCUACUCUCAACGUCUUAGCAAGGUUUUCGAUCAGCCAAAAAUGUUAAGACACACGUGGUACAGAUUUUGAAGAAAAACAUUUUUUUUUUUGCAAUUUUGUGACAUUUUUAUACCAACUAUUGCUGCACAUUAAAUGUCAUAUAAUUAAUUUGAAGGCAUAUUUCGGAAUUAACGGUAAUGUUCCCUUCAGCAGGAAAAGGUAUAAAUUGAAAAAAAUAUGCCUAGUUCUAUCAUGUAUUAUAUUGCGUAGAAUAAAGACAUUAUGUAUUUUUUGU